CCAUUUUCAUCCAACACUUACAUCACUGUUUCGUUGUUCUUCAACUUCAUCAAACAUGAGCAGUAUGUGCGCCGAGCAGCACAAGUUUCACACCUCCCACCACCUUCUUUCAUCCAAGAAAUCCCAACACAUCCUUAGAGAAGUUGAUAUUCCACCAAGAAAGCUCCUCACCCGCCGCAGCGCAGCCCAUCAAGACUUAUCCUCCUCCCCCGACAUGUACGGUACCACCGACUCUCCCCGUUUCUCUGCUUCCGACGAGGCCCUCCUCCGCAAGUUCCUCCCCUACAACACCGGCGCCUCUGAUGAUGACGACGAUGCCUCCGACGACCCCUACUCUGCCGACCACUUCCGCAUGUUUGAGUUUAAGGUCCGCCGCUGCACCCGCAGCCGCAGCCAUGACUGGACCGACUGCCCUUUUGCGCAUCCAGGCGAAAAAGCGAGGCGCCGUGAUCCCCGCCGCUAUCAGUACUCCGGCACAGUCUGUGCCGACUACCGCCGCGGCGGGUGUAGUCGUGGCGACAGCUGUGAGUUCGCACACGGCGUUUUUGAGUGCUGGCUGCAUCCGGCGAGGUACAGAACUGAGGCAUGCAAAGACGGGAAAAAUUGUAAGAGGAAGGUUUGUUUCUUUGCUCAUACUCCACGCCAGCUCCGCAUCUUGCCUGUGAAUUACUCACGGAACUCUUCACCUGAUAAACUAGUCAUCUCUCCCAGCUCCUCUUGUUGCAAGAAGAGUAACAAGUAUCUGAACUCCACCAACUCUCCGAGUUCGACUCACUGCUGUUUGUUUUGUCGUUCAUUGACUUCUUCCCCGACUUCUACUCUGUUGGGUAUGUCACAUCUGUCACCGCCUUUGUCGCCGAUGUCUCCAUACGGCGAAUCCAAGUGUCACUUCUCCACCGGAUUGGAACCACUGGACCAGAUGCAUGCUAGUGCGGCUGGGAUGCUGAGCUACAAAGAUGUACUCUCAGAGCUUAUGACCUCUUUGGAGAUCAUGAAAUUAAGUAACAUGGAAGCAACUACAUCACCAGUUUCUUCACCAAUCAGUUCUGCUGCUACCGCUGCGGUUAGUUUUCGGAAUACCCCAUGGGUCGAUGUCUCUUCUCACAAUGCUUUUGCUGCUGGUGCUGAAGAUCAGCAACAUCAGUUCAUUCUUUCACCUUCUACUCCAAGCUCUUUAUCAGCUGGAGCUAAGUUUUUCAGCUGCGGUAGUAGUACUGGAAAUUGUUCGAGGAAAAGCUUGGUCUUCGAUGAGCAGAACAAGGCCACUGACAUUAAUGGAGGAGGGUGUAGCCCAGACCCGGAUCUUGGAUGGGUUAACGAUCUGUUGAUGUAAAUUGGGGACUCUUGACCAUUGCAUAACUGAUCCAUGAAUGAUAUAUGAAGAAAUAAAGAUGGUGGGUGAUCGAUAUGGAAGUGUAAAUAUACUUAACUGCACCAGCCGUAUAUAUAUGUUGCUAUAUAUAUAUAUAAUUUGGUGUAAAUUAAUGUCUACUAUUUCAAAAUGUAAUAUUGUUUUCUGUUGGAUU
Molecule: messenger RNA, 1526 nt
Organism: Argentina anserina (silverweed cinquefoil)
Lineage: Eukaryota; Viridiplantae; Streptophyta; Magnoliopsida; Rosales; Rosaceae
Product: zinc finger CCCH domain-containing protein 2-like
Exons: 1
Coding region: 56-1333 (425 amino acids)
Molecular function (GO): metal ion binding
Source: RefSeq, a predicted model, not a curated record